UAUGUAAAAUGUUGAAUUCAGUAGUACAAAAGUAUUUUUUGACAUUAGAAUUUCUACUUUUACUUAAGCAAAGUACUUUCUCCACUUCUGCACCACAUGAACCUAAAUGUGUAGAACAUUUAUGGAGAUAUGUAGCACUCAAAGGACCUCAGGGUCGUGUGCAAACAAAUUGCUGUUAAAUACUGAGGAUUGGCCUUCAAGUUUUUGUUGAGCUCCUGUUGUCUAAGAAGUUGCAAGCUCUUUUUUGUUUUACUACACAGGGCUUUCCUUGUGCAGGAAUAAGCUGUGCCUGUCUGCACUGCUGACACCUGACACCCCCUCACCCUUCUCACACACACAGCCUCAAGCCUCCGUACUCACAAAUAGCUCCCCUUGGCGUGCCGUCAUGGCUCUGGAUAUGAAAAGGACGUGGCUUGUAAUCGGGUCUCUCACUCUCUGCCUGUCCUUUGCCCCAUCUGCUGCCUACCAGGAGGGACCAAAGGAGCAGAAACCAGCAUGUCGGACCAGUCUGCUUUUGACACGGACGUAUGGACCCUGACCCGGUUUGUCAUCGAGACCGGCCGCCAGGCUAAGGGGGCGACCGGUGAGCUUACCCAGCUCAUCAAUUCUAUACUGACCGCCGUCAAAGCCAUUUCCUGUGCUGUGCGCAAGGCAGGCCUAGCCCACCUGCAGGGCUUGGCGGGCUCCGUGAACGUUACAGGGGACGAUGUGAAGAAGCUGGACGUGCUGUCCAAUGUCCUGAUGAUCAACAUGCUGCAGGCCUCCUACAGCACCUGCUGCAUGGUGUCAGAGGAGAACAAGGAGCUCAUCAUCACCCCCAAAGAUAAGAGGGGAAAGUACGUUGUCUGUUUCGACCCUCUGGACGGCUCCAGUAACAUCGACUGCUUGGCUUCUAUCGGCACCAUCUUUGCCAUCUACAAACGGGUAACAGAGGGGGAGCCAACAGAUAAAGAUGCCCUGCAGGCAGGAAACAACAUCGUGUGUGCGGGCUACACCCUGUACGGCAGCGCCACCCUGGUGGCCAUCAGCACCGGCGCCGGCCUCAACUUCUUCACACUGGACCCUGCCAUUGGCGAGUUCAUCCUGACUGAGAGGAAUGUGAAGAUCAAGCCGAAAGGAAAGAUCUACAGUCUGAAUGAAGGCUAUGCCAAGUACUUCCACCCCUCCAUCAACGAGUACCUCAAGCACAAGAAGUACCCGCAGGAUGGCAGCUCUCCCUACGGAGCACGUUAUGUGGGGUCUAUGGUCUCAGAUAUUCACCGCACCAUCGCCUACGGAGGGAUUUUCAUGUACCCCGCCAACGAGAAGAGCCCCAAGGGGAAGCUGCGGUUGCUGUACGAGUGCAACCCCAUCGCCUUCCUCAUCGAGCAGGCGGGCGGGAUGGCCACCACCGGCAGCCAGAGGGUGCUGGACGUUCAGCCCGUAGAGAUCCACCAGCGGGUCCCCUUCGUGGUGGGCUCCCCCGAUGACGUAAACGAGUUCCUGACCUUUGUCAAGAAGCACCAGUGAAGCUGCACAGCUUUAUAGCGGUCUCCCAACGCUUCUAUCAAACGAAUGUUGUUUUUCUCAGAAUACCAGGAUUUAAUUGUUGGAUCUCUAUGUACCAAAAUGGAAUAAUUAUUUAGCAGUUAUAUUCUAAAUGUAUAAAUUCAUCACAAAUCGUGGAGUAAUACUGGAAUAAUAGAAUAAUAAAAUAAAAAUGUACAUAAUAUUUUAAUCGUUCAUUUAAAUAGGUAACUUAAACCUAUGGUAUUUAUUCAUAGUUGCAGAAUAAUUGUGCAACAUAGGAAAAGGUCAUUCGUACCUUAAUAAAUAUCACUACAGAUUAUUUGUUUUCAUCAAAUAAAUAAAUGAACAAAUACUA
Molecule: messenger RNA, 1864 nt
Organism: Eleginops maclovinus (Patagonian blennie)
Lineage: Eukaryota; Metazoa; Chordata; Actinopteri; Perciformes; Eleginopidae
Gene: fbp2
Product: fructose-1,6-bisphosphatase 2
Exons: 7
Coding region: 496-1509 (337 amino acids)
Biological process (GO): sucrose biosynthetic process; fructose metabolic process; fructose 1,6-bisphosphate metabolic process
Cellular component (GO): cytoplasm; cytosol
Molecular function (GO): fructose 1,6-bisphosphate 1-phosphatase activity
Source: RefSeq, a predicted model, not a curated record